GGCCGCGUCUGUUCCCAACCUCGCUGUGGAUCACACCCACCUACGACAGGAGCCCCGUAUCCUUUCGUUGCGACAGUGCUUGCCCCCGCAGGUGGUAACCUGAGACCCCGAGCCCGGCACCGGAGGGCGAGAUGAACGCUCUGGCCUCCCGAGUCGUCCAGAUCUGCGAUCGCUGGUGGCAACCCGAGCCGGCCCUCCUGCCCCCAGGGUGAGGCGCAGCCCUGAGUCGCCCAGACAGAUGGCCCCAGGCCAAGUGCCCCAUCAUUGUGCCUCCUGGAGGGAAACCUACCCCUUUUUCCUCCUGUCCCCACUGAUGGGCCUUCUCAGCAGGGCCUGGAGCCACCUGAGGGGCCCAGGACCUCCAGAACCCUGGCUGUUGGAAGCAGUAACCGAAGCUGAUCAGGGAGAAGCUGGCCUGGGGGGAGAAACCAAGACAUUUCCGGCCACCUGCCAUGCCCCCUGGGUCAGGCACUUUCAAGGGGAGACUGGAGACAGUGGAGCAGCUGAGGAGGAUGGAGAAGCAUUCUGGGAGGCCUGCCAUGAUUUAAAAGCCAACCGUUCUCCUCUUAAAGCCUGGGAACUUUCAGAAGUUGAUGACGAAGAAUAUGCUGGGGACCAAGCAGCCAGUUUCCCUAAAGAGCAAGGAGGUGAAUUUAGAAAUGGCCAGCCUGCUCCCCUGUCCCCCAGCCUUCUAAGAACCCUGCAAGAACCUCGUGGAGAGGAGCCAUCUGUGGAAGGAGUUGCUGCUGAAGAUGAAAUGGUCACGUUCUUCUCUUUUCCUCCAUCACUCUGGGAGUGUGGUGCAGGGGAGGAGGAGGAGGAGGAAGGAGCUGUACACAAAGAAGCUGCCAGAACACCUACUGCCCCUUUAUCUCCGGGAUCCAAGCCCAAAGCUCAGGUGUACUGUGCUGGAGAAGAAGGGGUUCAAGUCACAGAGGAAGAAAGAACAGAGAACAGAGAAGUCAGAAAGAGCUGUGUUUCCCCCUCAUCUUCAGGCUUUCACACUGGGGCCUGGGAGUGGUGUUCAGGAGAGGACACAGAGGAAGAAGAUGAGAACAGUGAUACAGGACCAGCUGAGGAGGAGGGAGAAGCUGAGGGUCCCUCUUCCAUCCCACCCACAAGUGCCCUCGUGAGGGCCUGGGUGUAUCGACCAGGAGAGGACACAGAGGAAGAAGAUGAAGACAGUGAUACAGGACCAGCUGAGGAGGAGGAGGAAGCUGAGGGUCCUUCUUCCAUCCCAUCCACAAGUGCCCUCAUGAGGGCCUGGGUUUAUCGACCAGGAGAGGACACAGAGGAAGAAGAUGAAGACAGUGAUACAGGACCAGCUGAGGAGGAGGAGGAAGCUGAGGGUCCUUCUUCCAUCCCAUCCACAAGUGCCCUCGUGAGGGCCUGGGUGUAUCGACCAGGAGAGGACACAGAGGAAGAAGAUGAGGACAGUGAUACGGGACCAGCUGAGGAGGAGGGAGAAGCUGAAGGUCCCUCUUCCAUCCCACCCACAAGUGCCCUCGUGAGGGCCUGGGUGUAUCGACCAGGAGAGGACACAGAGGAAGAAGAUGAAGACAGUGAUACAGGACCAGCUGAGGAGGAGGAGGAAGCUGAGGGUCCUUCUUCCAUCCCAUCCACAAGUGCCCUCAUGAGGGCCUGGGUUUAUCGACCAGGAGAGGACACAGAGGAAGAAGAUGAAGACAGUGAUACAGGACCAGCUGAGGAGGAGGAGGAAGCUGAGGGUCCUUCUUCCAUCCCAUCCACAAGUGCCCUCGUGAGGGCCUGGGUGUAUCGACCAGGAGAGGACACAGAGGAAGAAGAUGAGGACAGUGAUACGGGACCAGCUGAGGAGGAGGGAGAAGCUGAAGGUCCCUCUUCCAUCCCACCCACAAGUGCCCUCGUGAGGGCCUGGGUGUAUCGACCAGGAGAGGACACAGAGGAAGAAGAUGAAGACAGUGAUACAGGACCAGCCAAGGAGGAGGGAGAAGCUGAGGCCACAGAUACCUUCUCAAGGGCCUGGGUAUAUAGACCAGGAGAGGACACAGAGCAGGAAGAGGAUUCAGAAGCAGCUCACUCUGAGCCAAGUCCCUCCCUUCAAGCUCAGAGCACCCUCCACAGGGGCUGGACAUACCGGCCUAGGGAGGAGGACACGGGGGCAGGGGCAGUUGCUGAGGAGCGGGGAGAAGCUGAGCCCUGCCCCUUCCGAGUGGCCAUCUAUUUACCUGGAGAGAAGCUACCACCUCCGUGGGCUCAUCCUCAGCUGCCCCUCCGACUGCGGAGGCGACUCAAGCCCACAGAAACCCCCACCCGGCAUCCAGACCCUGAAACGUCCCUACAGUCUCGAAAGGUUCGCUUCUCUGAGAAGGUCUCUGUCCAUCUCCUGGCUGUCUGGGCAGGACCAGCCCAGGCCGCCCGCCGGGGACCCUGGGAGCAGCUCGCCCGGGAUCGCAGUCGCUUCGCCCGGAGGAUUGCCCAGGCCCAGGAGCAGCUGGGCCCCUGUCUCACCCCUGCCGCCCGGGCCAGGGCCUGGGCCCGCUGCGGGAAUCCUACUUCCCUUCUGGCCGCCACACCUGCUGCCCCCCAGAUCUCACCACUGUCCUCCAUCCAGGCCACACCCUUGAGCCAAGUUGGGGCAUCUCCCCCCACUCCUGUGUCCCCUUCUCCUUGCCUGGACCUCAGUGGGAGGCGUGGCUAAGAUCACGGAGUUCUAUGUUUCUAUUAGUUAUUUAUUUUUUUGUGUCAUUUUAUAAUAAAAAAUAAAACUUGCUGAUUUGUAA
This is a messenger RNA of Mustela erminea (ermine), 2762 nucleotides long. RefSeq names its product protein phosphatase 1 regulatory subunit 15A (gene PPP1R15A). Gene Ontology annotation, cellular component: protein phosphatase type 1 complex; endoplasmic reticulum. The transcript has 3 exons. Gene Ontology annotation, molecular function: protein phosphatase regulator activity. The record is from RefSeq and is a predicted model, not a curated record. Gene Ontology annotation, biological process: response to endoplasmic reticulum stress. Bases 239 to 2680 code for a protein of 813 amino acids. NCBI's taxonomy places the organism in Eukaryota, Metazoa, Chordata, Mammalia, Carnivora, Mustelidae.